UCAGUCUCUCUGGUCCAGGUUCGGCUCUCUGGUCCAGGUUCGGCUCUCUGGUUCAGGGUGGAAGCAGCUCAGCAGCACAAUGAUCUCUCACCGCUGGUUUCUAGCUCUUUUUCUGUUUCCUCAUGUUCACGGAUCUGAGCAGCCGUCUUCUCCCACUCUGAGUGAACCAUGGAGACACAUAUCUUGGGGAGACAAAGAGAGUGAUCUGCAGUAUGUGCAGAAUUACACACCUAUCAACAAGAGAGUCAAACACCUCAGAGUUCUGCUGUACGGGCCGGUCGGAGCCGGAAAGUCCAGCUUCAUCAACUCAGUCAGCUCCACGGUCCGAGGCAGACUAACUCAGCCUGCUGCUCCCAGCUCUACCACCUCUGACCAAAGUUUCACCACAACAUAUCAAACUCAUGAUAUCAGAAGAGGAACCUCAGACAGCUUCUAUCAGUUAGUCUUCAAUGACAUCAUGGGUCUGGAGGAGGGGAUGGAACGAGGCGUCCGAGCUGAAGACGUCAAACUGGCCAUGAUGGGACGUGUGGAGGACGGUUACAAGUUCAACCCAAGGUCUCCACUGUCAACGGACGAUCCAAAAUACAAACCGUCCCCCUCUCCAGACGAUCAAGUCCAUGUUGUGGUUUGCAUCCUCUCUGCUAACGCAGUAGAGGUGAAAGUUUUAGAGAAGAUGAAGGUGAUCAGAGAGGCAGCCAGGGACCUGGGGAUUCCUCAGAUGGCGAUAAUCACACACAUCGACGAGGCCUGUGAGGACACUGAAAAGGAUCUGAGGAACGUUUAUAAGAGCAAGCAUCUGAAGAAUAAGAUGAAGGAUUUCAGCGCAGUAGUCGGUAUCCCGAUGAACUACAUCUUUCCUGUGAAGAACUACAGUGAAGAAAACGACAUCGUCGAUGAUGUGGACUCUCUGAUCCUCAGCGCUCUGAGACGAAUUAUCGACUUUGGAGACGACUUCAUCGGGAAUAUGGAUUUCUCACAUCACAAGUACCACCAGGACGGCUGGAUGGAUUGGUUUCAGUGGUUUGAUUAUCGUAUCUUCCUGACUCUGCUCUUGGGGUUUGUUAUCUUGAUAUGGAUAAGGAUGAGGAUGAGGUGGUAUUGA
Scomber japonicus (chub mackerel) is the source of this 1102-nucleotide messenger RNA. RefSeq names its product interferon-induced protein 44-like. The transcript has 11 exons. Lineage: Eukaryota; Metazoa; Chordata; Actinopteri; Scombriformes; Scombridae. Bases 80 to 1102 code for a protein of 340 amino acids. The record is from RefSeq and is a predicted model, not a curated record.